Lachnellula hyalina is the source of this 3210-nucleotide messenger RNA. Its product is annotated as putative cation exchanger. The record is from RefSeq and is a predicted model, not a curated record. NCBI's taxonomy places the organism in Eukaryota, Fungi, Ascomycota, Leotiomycetes, Helotiales, Lachnaceae. The transcript is spliced from 2 exons. Gene Ontology annotation, molecular function: monoatomic cation transmembrane transporter activity. Gene Ontology annotation, biological process: monoatomic cation transport; intracellular calcium ion homeostasis; transmembrane transport. The coding region runs from base 1 to 3210 and encodes 1069 amino acids. Gene Ontology annotation, cellular component: membrane.
AUGCCACAGAAUUCCUCCCACACGCCCCAUACGGUGCCCAUCCGCCACCGAAAACCCAGAUUGAGCUUUCGCGCCUUCUACAUCACCGUCCUGUUCAUAUCUGCUUUUGCGGUAUUCAGCUUCGUCGCCGACCAGAGUGCUAAAUACACUCAUGGCCCGCAAUUCGGACUUGCCCAGCGACAGGAAUUGGAGAGUCGGGAUGUCACCCAACUGUUCAAGAGGGACGAGGAGUGCCGACUCGUUCACCAUGCCGAGGAUAAAUGCGCUUUCAUCAGAGCCAAUUGCCCAGACGAGGAGGCGGGGCUCCUGUCUUACCUCUCCCUCUAUUACUGCGAUCUCAACAAGGCGCAACCAGUUGCCUUUAUAAUUUUAACGCUCUGGCUGGGGCUUCUUUUUACAACCAUUGGGAUAGCAGCCUCCGACUUCUUCUGCAUCAACCUAUCUACAAUUGCAAGCAUUCUUGGGAUGAGCGAAAGUAUGGCAGGGGUUACAUUUUUGGCCUUCGGAAAUGGAAGUCCCGAUGUUUUCUCUACAUUUGCUGCUAUGAGUUCGCAUAGUGGAAGCCUAGCUGUUGGAGAGCUGAUCGGGGCAGCUGGUUUCAUAACUGCUGUUGUUGCGGGGUCAAUGGCACUGGUCCGAGAGUUCAAAGUCGGGAAGAAAACGUUUGUCAGAGAUGUCGGGUUCUUCAUUGUAGCGGCAAGCUUCAGUAUGGUCUUUCUCUCCGAUGGAGUUCUACAACUGUGGGAGUGCUGCGCCAUGAUUGGGUUCUACGUUUUCUAUGUGAUAAUAGUCGUCCUCUGGCAUUGGUAUCUAGGUCGACGCCGGGUGCGUCGCGAGAGAGAAGCAGCUGCUCGUGGCCAUUAUUUGUCUAUGACGAAUGAGGAGAUAGAAGUUACAGAAGAUGGGGAUGAUGAAGAUGCACCUGCAGGACAGGGCCGCUACCACGACACGGAAGAUUUCGGGGCACUGGAGCGUGGAUCAAGUCCAGGUUACGGAUCUCAGGCCGGAGAUGAUAGUGAUGAAGAUGGUGAUGAAGGUAGGCAGCUGGCAGCCGAUAUGGCCAGUAGUAUGCGUAUUACUCGUCCUCGUGGUAAUCGUAGGAACACGAUUACCCCUAUUCGCCCCAGCCUUGUAGGUGCUUUGGAGUUCAGGUCUGUUCUAUCUUCACUUCAAAAAUCCAGAGGUUCAUAUGCUCGACCCAUUCACCUUCGCCGAUAUUCCGACGAUCCGACUGCGCCGAAUACUCAGAGUCAAAAUGGCGGAUCAGAGCCAUACUCCGAUCAUGCUCCAAGCGUUGUGACCUCCCAAGCCGAAGAUUCUGGUAUUUCCCCUCCUCGAGCCGGUUCCUCUACGAGAACCCGAGCAGUUUCCAUGAAUGAUGCUGUAGACGUAAAGCCAACAGACCCCUCAGCAUACACUGUUGCCCAAGUACCAAAUAUCGGUCUUAUGGCGGCCACCCCCACAUUUCCUCGGCAUCUAGAGAUUCCAGGACCAGAAUUAGUCUCAACCUCUUUUGCUGGCCCUAUGCCCCCAUCACCAACAAUCUCACUCUCCCCUCCACCGUCGGUCAAUAGAUCGAGAGAUGUCAGCCCAGCCCCCUCUCAAGAAAGACGAAAGCGAGAUACCCUGGCUCCUCCAGAGGAAGGAUAUCCUGGUGCUCGGCAUCUACGUGUUGACGUACGAAAAGAUCGCCAGCAAAGAGGAGAUCCCGCACAAGACUCUUCCACGAUGAGAUCUGGAGAAUCGCAACGACUUAGCUUGCAGAUUCCGGGGCCCUCAUCCAGAGAUAGUUCUCGUUCCAGAACCAUUUCUCCUGUAGUGCAGUUUCCUCUGUACACAGAUUCGCCUACACCACUCUCAGCCCGCAGCUCCAAAGCCCCUAGUCUCUUACUCCCGGAAGCGACGCUGACCCCUGAAACAUAUGGGAGUCAAGAUAUGGAAUACCAAGAGAGACAGGAGAGACCAAUCAAGUGGUGGCCUUACAGCUUUCUACCAAGCCCGUGCAUAUUAGGCUCUACUUUGUUUCCAACUCUUUGUACCUGGAGAGACAAGUCUAUAUGGGAUAAAUUUGUCAGUGUAGUUUCAGUGCCGAGCAUUUUCCUUCUAGCAAUCACACUACCAGUGGUAGAAUCCGAACCUCGAGAGGACGAAGAUUUGGGCUUGGUGCUCGAUGAGCGCUUGACCCAUACGAGGCAAAGAAGUAGUACAGGGCCGAUGUUAACACCAGAUAGCCCAUCUCUAGAAAUAGAGCCUGAGUGGAUGCGUUAUCGGCAGGCAACGGCCGAGUCCCAGGAGCGUCUUCCUCGAUCGCCACAUAUAUCAAGAAUGAGCGGGCACGACACCGCCACGGUCGCUGUAUUAGCAGAGAAUAACCACCAUCAUUCUCAUCCAACUCCUAUACCCUCAAAACAAGCCUCGGUAGACCCCAUGGAGAUUCCAAGCGAGCGUAUGCCUACGCCUGCCAAAGACUGGAACCGCUGGCUCGUGUCUGUGCAGAUCUUCACGGCUCCUCUGUUUGUAGUGUCAAUUGUUUGGGCUAAUACAUCCGAGCCCACUACCCGUCGUCUUAUUAAUCUCGUCAUGUAUUCCCUCCUUGGCUCCCUCAUCGCAUUUGGCGUUCUCGCCCUUACAACUACGGCGUCCAAGCCGCCAAAAUAUCGCGCCCUGCUCUGUUUCCUAGGCUUUGUUGUCUCCAUCGCCUGGAUUUCAACCAUCGCAAACGAGGUAGUCGGCGUCUUGAAAGCCUUCGGUGUCAUCUUAGGGAUAUCUGACGCAAUCCUAGGCCUCACAAUCUUCGCCGUUGGGAAUUCUCUGGGCGAUCUAGUCGCAGAUAUCACCGUAGCGCGUCUUGGGUAUCCUGUCAUGGCGCUCUCGGCAUGUUUUGGAGGCCCAAUGCUCAAUAUCUUGAUCGGCAUAGGUGUCAGCGGUUUAUACAUGACGAUUAAAGAAUCGAAUGCCCAUCACGCAAAGCACCCGAACAAGGAAAUCAAAUACAAACCCUAUCACAUCGAGGUCAGCAGGACACUGAUGGUCAGUGCUAUCACACUGCUUGUGACUCUCGUGGGGUUGUUGAUUGCGGUGCCGAUGAAUAAAUGGGUCAUGAGUAGACGAAUUGGAUGGGGACUCAUAAUCCUUUGGAGCAUCAGCACCAUGAUCAAUCUCGGGGUGGAAAUUAGUGGCGUCUGGGGAAUUACAGCGUUGACGUUGUGA